AUGGGUCGAAAUGGUCAAAAUAAUAAAAAACGGAUUGCCCGUGUUCUAAGGAAAGCCGGUUAUCUAAACAAAUCUAAAACAUCACUUUCUCAAAAAAAUCAGCCAUCUUUUAUCACAAACGCAGGGCGUGAUCUCAUUAUUGAUGUUUUGCACCACGCAGCAAGCGGGGGAUCGGUUCCAGUUUCCGAAAAACAUUUUGAUACUGCGUCUGGGACUCAUAUUUCUUUACACAAAAAUUCGCCAAUAACUCCUAAAGAGACGCUUCAACAUUUGUUCGAGGCGCUUGGGUUUCCACGAGAUUUAGUACUCCAAUAUAUUGAGGAUCUCAUUGAGAGCUCCGAAAUGCCAAGUUUUCUAAACAUCACCGAAUUAAUGUCUGAGGAUGGUGUGUAUCAACCAUUUUUGGUGAAUUGCUGUUUUGAUUUGUUUGAUUGUAUGAUAAGCUUUCUACGCGAGGAUGCUUGUACGGGUAAGUCUUCUGGAGAAAAUACAGGUGAUAUACUUAGGGAUGAGAUUGAAACUCUCAGAGAGCUAUUUGGCGACUCGCUAGUAAGUCUGAAGGUUCCGUGUGACACAAAUUCUGAAGAUUAUGAAAUUGUUUUCAACUUCUUGACGGAGGAUGAACAGCCAAUUCUGGUUGGGAUUCGAAUCCCGGCUGAAUACCCAGCUGAGCCUCCGUUAAUCCUAUUACAGUUUCGCAAAGGCCACUCAAACACCUUGUCAGUGUACCCCUUCUGUACCAAAGACCUUCCUGCGGCGGCUCGUCGGACAACUAUGGACACCGCAAUUGAGGUGAUAAACGGACUUCAAGAAUCGGCUUGUCUUUUGCCCCUCGUUUCGACUGUUCGAGAUGCAAUUGGGAGCAUUGUGCUUCAGGUGCCUGCCUUUCCGUCAACCGCAAGUCCCAUCUCGGAGAGCGUACUAAACAGCCAGAACGAACAUAAGAAGCGUGAAGCAUUUUUGUCUGCUCUCAUUAAGGAAAAAAAGACUGUUUCGGAUAACAACAGUGGUGAAAAUUCAGUUGAGGUUUCAAUGGCUGAAAAAAUUCAGAUGCGGACAAUCGAAAGGUCGACGGUUGUAGGGGAGAAACGGCGGACGGAGUUCCUUGUGGAGAACCCUGGACUAAACAUCUCGUUAAAAAAGACAUGGGAAAAGUUACGGGUUAACGGAUCACUUAGAAAGUUCAGAAAUGAACUUCCCGCUUAUCGAACUCGAACUGAAUUGAAAAAUACGCUACGUUCUCAUAACGUUGUUGUUAUCAGUGGUGAGACGGGCAGUGGUAAGACUACUCAAAUUCCUCAGUAUGUAUAUGAGUUCAUGUGUGAGGAUGGCAAAGGGAGCUCAGCAAACAUCGUUUGCACGCAACCACGUCGCCUGGCGGCCACAUCGGUUGCCUUUCGUGUGGCCGAGGAGCGUGAUGAGUCGGUUGGUAAUUUGGUUGGUUACUCCAUUCGUCUAGAAAACUGCAUCUCUAAGUACACGCAGAUAACCUAUUGUACAACCGGUGUACUCUUUCGCCGCAUGCAAGCUGACAAUUUCCUUGGUUCAGUGAGUCACGUCUUGGUUGACGAAAUUCAUGAGCGCAGCGUUCACUCAGACUUUCUUCUUAUCCUCCUCCGUGACUUGUUGACUAAACGGAACGAUUUAAAAGUCAUUUUGAUGAGUGCAACAAUGGACUCCGAUCUUUUUUCUCAGUACUUUGGUGGGGCUCCUAUCAUUUCCAUUAAGGGAAGAGCUUACCCAGUUGAGGUGAUGCAUUUGGAGGAGAUCAUUCCUGCUGUUCAAUACAACUUGGAGGACGGAUUGCCCUACGCGAAGGUAUCGGGUAAAAGAGAAACAAAAAAGUGCAAUACGCGCAAGAAUAUUCUGAAUAUUGACAUGGAAGAGGUAGAGGAGGAUUUGAAGCAGUUGGAGUUACAGAAAGAGCUUUCGAAAAAAGUGAAUGCGUCCACUUCUACUCUUCAGACUAUCUCUCGCAUGAACUUUGAUCUCAUUGAUUACGAACUAAUUGAGCAUAUCUUGCGGCAUAUUGAAUUCACCAUACGGAUAGAUGGCGCUGUCCUUAUUUUUUUGCCAGGUAUGGCAGAAAUCCAAAGUUGCUUGGAGCAACUUCAGUCAGAUGAGCGACUUCGUCGGGUGUGUAUUUUUUACAGUUUACACAGUUCGCUUCCCUCUUCAGAGCAGCAGGGUGUCUUCCGGCGGCCCCCACCUGGGAAGCGGAAAGUUAUUCUAGGAACGAAUAUUAUGGAAACCUCGAUUACCAUAGAUGAUGCUGUAUUCGUUAUCGAUACUGGGAAAGUCAAGGAAAACCGCUACAACGCACAAAAGAGCCUUUCAGAGCUUGUAAGCGUAAACAUUUCCAAAGCUAACUGCCGCCAGCGACAGGGUCGUGCGGGCCGCGUGCGGCAGGGCUUUUGCUUUCGUCUCUUUACGGUGGAGCAGUUCGAAUCAUUUGCUGAUCAUCAACUGUGUGAAAUGCACCGAGUGCCUCUUGAAAACCUUGUACUGCAAAUUUAUGCUCUGCACCUUGGCAAUGAAGUGGAGUACCUGCAAAAGGCACUAACUCCACCCGAAGAGAAGGCUGUUCACAGCAGUGUUAAGGUGCUUACUACACUGGGUGCACUCACAAUAGAGAAGCGACUCACCUCGCUUGGUCAGCAUCUUGCUAAUUUGCCACUGGAUGUGCGUGUGGGCAAGAUGAUUAUUCACAGUGCCCUGCUUCAGUGCCUCGACCCAGUGUUGACGAUUGCAGCCUGUCUAGCAGCGCGAUCACCUUUCAAUUCUUCGAUGGAUAUUCGCCAUGUAGUCGAAGCCAUCCGUCGCGCAUUUGCAGGUGAACAUGCAUCCGAUCAUCUCUCUUCAUGGUACGCGUAUCGGCGGUGGGUGUCUACGCUAAUUCACGAUGGGGCGCGGGCUGCACGUAAUGUGUGCACCGAGUUUUAUCUUUCUUCUACCAUUUUAACACAGAUUCAGCUAACCAAAAAACAAUAUGAGACUUAUUUAUACGAAGCAGGCUUUUUGGACGAUGAUUCUAGGCCGAAUCGAAAGCUUUCGAAUGGUAAAUUCAUAUAUCCACCUUUUGUUACGUUAGAUAAUCAUGUUUACGAGGCUGGAGGGGAGAAGUUUAAUACCAAUUCCUCCAGUGUACAGUGCAUUUUGGCUUGCCUUGUUGCGGGUCUCUAUCCAAAUGUUGCUUUUCUCAACCGAAAGAACGAGAAGUCUAGUCACAAGAAGUCAUCACCGGCAUUUUUUACCACAUUCGACGGCUCUCAAUGUCUUAUCCAUCCCUCUAGUGUGAUCGGCAAGGAGCACAAUUUCCCUUCACAGCUAGUGGUUUACAUUGACAAGAUCAAGACGUCCAGCACGUUUUUACGCGAAGUUUCCUUUGUAUCCCCACUGCAAGUCAUCUUCUUUUGCGGUGGUAGACUGAAGUACCUGCCCACACAGAAUAAGCUCUGCUUAGAUGAGUUAACGGCCUUUUACUGUGAUAGAAAGGAUGCUGAGUUGUUGAAGCAACUCAAGGACCAUUUAGACUCAGCCCUCACCAUAAAAAUUAAUGACCCAUUGAAGUCUUGGGACUCGAUCAGCAGCGUUGUAAUGCGAGCGAUCGUGCGCCUACUCAAAGAUGCAGGUUCCAGCAUGCGCGGUAUCACCAUUGUUGACCGUCAUCAACCUCAGACCCCCAAGAAAGAAACGCAUGUACCACCGGAGGAAACUCACUACCCGUCAGAAGCCAUCACGGUUCCGGGGGAUCAGUCAGUUAAAACUAAAAAGUCUUGCUUUAUUUGUGGCGAAACAGGUCACGUUUCGAGAUGUUGCCCUCAUAAUACGUCCCAUCAAAAAAAUGGACCACCUGUAAGAUGCUUUAUUUGUGGGCAGUGGCAUUUUCCACAAGACUGUACGUUUGCUUUGCCUUUGAAGAACUAGUAAAAACUAGUGCAAAUGAAUUAAUUAUUUCAUAUAUUGAAAUCGAGGACAUUUGUAAACUUAACCAACUAAUUUAUAUAAUGUGUUCUACUUUUUGAUAA
This is a messenger RNA of Phytomonas sp. Hart1, 4028 nucleotides long. The record is from the annotation of a GenBank genome assembly. Lineage: Eukaryota; Euglenozoa; Kinetoplastea; Trypanosomatida; Trypanosomatidae.